GCAGUUCUGUAGCGUGUUGGUCGAUCGGUCGUGUUGAAAUGUCUGGACGCGGAAAGCAAGGGGGCAAAGCCAGGGCGAAGGCCAAGACCCGCUCCUCCCGGGCUGGCCUGCAGUUCCCGGUGGGUCGCGUCCACCGCCUGCUGCGGAAGGGCAACUACGCCGAGCGGGUGGGCGCCGGGGCCCCCGUCUACCUGGCCGCCGUCCUCGAGUACCUGACUGCCGAGAUCCUCGAGCUGGCCGGCAACGCCGCCCGGGACAACAAGAAGACCCGCAUCAUCCCCCGGCACCUCCAGCUCGCUAUCCGCAACGACGAGGAGCUCAACAAGCUGCUGGGGAAAGUCACCAUCGCCCAGGGAGGCGUCCUGCCCAACAUCCAGGCCGUCCUGCUGCCCAAGAAGACCGAGAGCCACAAGGCCAAAGGAAAAUGAGGCGUGUUUUUGGAUGGACAGUGACUUUUUGAAAAUCUCUUAAAAAACCAAAGGCUCUUUUAAGAGCCACCCAAAGUUUCAUGAAAAGAGCUGGUCGUUCUUUUGAUCUUAGCCCGAGAGCUUAUUUUUGAAAGAGCAGUUGGUUAUAUACACACUUUUAAAAAGUUGGCUUUGAGGGUGAAUGUCAGCCUUUGCAAACUGGAGCCAUUUUUAAUCCAUUACGUUAAACAAAAAGGUAGUUUUGGGAAGUAUUGCGGCACACGAAGGACAGUCUUUCACUCCUACCUCGGU
Messenger RNA from Pogona vitticeps (central bearded dragon), 719 nucleotides. The record is from RefSeq and is a predicted model, not a curated record. NCBI's taxonomy places the organism in Eukaryota, Metazoa, Chordata, Lepidosauria, Squamata, Agamidae.